Molecule: messenger RNA, 453 nt
Organism: Gongylonema pulchrum
Lineage: Eukaryota; Metazoa; Nematoda; Chromadorea; Rhabditida; Gongylonematidae
Source: the annotation of a GenBank genome assembly
UUGUGCAUCAGUAAAUUUCCAUUUGUCUGGUCACUAGUGUUUGUGACAUCUUUCAAAUUUUCAGGGAAUUCCCGUGAUUGGUUUGAUGGUUUUCGGCCUCUAGGUGUACGUGAGCAUCCCUCACAAAUUGAGGCAUACCGCGUAAAAAAUCCUAUCAUUGAAGAAGACGGUGUUAAAAAGUUUUUGCUGGAGCUUGACGUUCGCCGGUUUAACCCCGAAGAGGUUACCGUCAGGACGAAUGCGAAAGAUAAUACACUGACAGUUGAAGCGAAGCACAAGGACGAUGAGUCGAAAUUCGAAUAUUUGCGAAAAUUGACUUUGCCACAGGGUGUGGUCAGUAAAGAUAUGACGUGCCACUUUACUGCGGAUGGAAUUCUCCAGAUAAAGGCACCUUACAAUCCCCCACAGGAAGCUCUUGUUGGUGACACCGAAAUUCCCGUUAAACACGAGUGA